AUAAUACACAAAACAUUACUCGUUAGGCCCCAAAAUGGUCCGUCAACUCGAAUCCAAUCAUGACUUUGCAUACCAAUUUGAACGCUUCUUGGAUAAUGCUAGCUGUAUUACCUCCAUGAAGCUGUCUUACAGAAAUCGCUGUCAUAUGGCGAGAAAAGUGACUGAUUGCAAGAAGUUCAGUAACUUUUUCAACUACUUCGAGAUAAUGUAUUGCACCUUUACCAUCAAACACGAGUUCACCGAGUUUUGUGUGAUGCUACUUUUCGCAAUAAUCUACGGUGCAUUUCUCUGUAUACUUUAUAUGACCAUUAAUGAGUUUUAUAGUCCGACUCUCAAAAUAUUCGCCCUAAAAUUGCGCAUGAAUGAGUACAUGGCAGGAGUCCUUCUUGUGGCCAUUAGUAACUCCACUCCCGACCUGUUGGUCAACUUUGCGUCGUCCCGGAGUACAGCACCAACCAUGAAUGCGGUCAUGAGCAAGGUCUUGACCAUUAUCCUUUUGAGUGGUGGAACUAUCUGUUUCAUUCGACCAUUUACAAUGAAUGGAUGCCACGUCGUUCGAGAUCUCCUGUUUUUAUUGUUAGCCAUUGAAUUGUCCCGAUAUUUUAUAAUCCGCACAGAUUUCGCAUCUUGGAUUCAGGGUGCCAUACUGCUGAGUAUUUAUCCCCUCUAUAUUGCUAUAAAUAUAAUAGAUUUAAUCCUAUUGCGACAUACUAUCAGAAAACUUCGUUCUGAGAUUUCUAUAUUAAGCAAAGGGCUUAACCCAGUUAACCAUCGAUUGGACGAAGAACUGAUGAAAAAGAUUCGUUUAUUGAACAAGCUCGAGGAAGAAGACGACAUCAAAGUCCAUGAAUCCUACAAGUCCCCUUGGAGAACUGGUUUAUUUAUUACUCCAAAGGCUCUGUAUCAUCGCAGGAAAGUCGAUGUAAAUUCAAACAGAAAUGCGCUUUAUAACAAGGCCAAUCCCAAGAAUCUCUUUCUUUUCGAGGAAUUCCUUCAGUCCAUCAAUCCCAUUGACAAGGAGAAGUGGGAAUUAAAUGGGACGUUUUGGCGUGCAGUAUAUAUUUUAAGGAGUCCCAUAGUUCUCUUCCUUCUUAUGCUGAUUCCCAAAGUAAGCUAUGAGUCGAUCAAGCAUGGAUGGUCCAAAAUGCUUAAUUGCUUGCAAAUCGUCUUAAAUCCUUUUGUGGCAUCUGUGCUCGUUGAAACCAUGGUUUCUGGAACAUUCAAUAACUUUCAUCUGCAAGUUAGGUAUUCAUUUGCCGUUUCAACAUUGUUCAUAACCAUUCCAUUGGCUUUGGCUAUAUUUUACCAUUCACGCACAGAUAUCCCGCCGCCCUAUCAUAUUGUCUUCAGUGUUCUGACUUUGUUUAGCGUUUUGAUUGUCGUGUUGAUUUGUUCCUGCGAGAUGGAAGUCCUCGUUUCGAUAAUCGGUGUUGUAUUUAAUUUGUCGUCCAACUUUAUGACUAUAACCUUUUCAACCAUUUCCGCUGUGCUAGCCGACAUCCUGGCAUAUGCCCACCUUGCGAAGCAGGGCUAUGGAAAAAUGGCAUUUGGAGCUGUAAUAGGUGGAGGAAUGUUUACUGUUGUGGUUACAAUAGGAGUCGAGAUGCUAAUACGAAGUCAAAAGACCUGGAACAUUGGCUAUUAUCAAGUUGGGUCCAACCUGAUGGGCGAACAGGGUGAAAAUAUGUACAUAUUUCUAAUCAUAACAAUUGUCUGCACCUUCUGGUGGAGUGUGACCUUUAACUUUAGUGCCCGCCGUUCUGCUGGCAUCUUCAUGCUGAGUCUGUUUGUCCUCUACAAUGUGUACAUGGUUUGCGUCGAAUUCGAGCUCAUCCACGAUUUCGGGGACGAUGAAUUCCUGCCCUUGGAAGGCACCAACUAA
Messenger RNA from Drosophila bipectinata, 1882 nucleotides. Its product is annotated as mitochondrial sodium/calcium exchanger protein. The record is from RefSeq and is a predicted model, not a curated record. Lineage: Eukaryota; Metazoa; Arthropoda; Insecta; Diptera; Drosophilidae. Gene Ontology annotation, biological process: intracellular calcium ion homeostasis; monoatomic cation transport; transmembrane transport. Gene Ontology annotation, molecular function: calcium:sodium antiporter activity. Gene Ontology annotation, cellular component: membrane.